AUGACUGCACCACCUCCCUGGAGAACCGGGGGUAGCAACGGAUCUUUCACCUCGGUCGACGCCCGCCGCACAUUCGGCGGCUCGAAGCAGGCCGGCAGCUACACAAUGGCUUCCUCCACCGCCGCCGCCCCAACCUCACCCCCUUCUCACGGCAACCGCACGACGUUUCCGGAGUCUUUGAAGCAGUAUGUGGCGCGCACGUUCGAGGACGUGUCGCUGGCGGAAAAGAAGGAUGUCGAGGCCGAGCUCAAGCGCAUCAUUACCGAUGCGUUCAACGAGAAGGUGGUGUGGACCGUGAAUUGGGACGACAUGCCGCUGCCGCAGGUCGUUAUGGCGAAGCGCAGGGCCCAGCAGUCAAAGGUCACGGGCACGGGCGCAACGAUGGAUACGACGGCUGCGACAACGGCUGUGAACACCGCUGUCGCCACCAAUAGGCUCGGCAAGUUCAGCAUCAGUGAUAAGAAACGGAAAAACAACAGCAGCGAGGAUGGCAGCACACCCGCGAAACACUCCAACAGAGGGGAGAAGCGUGCUCGCCAGCAGGAUUCAUAUACGUCGUCGUCGACGGACAAGCUAAGUCAACGUGAAAAGGAGAAGCGCGCGAAGCGAUUUGGCGGGUCCUCCCCCCAGCCCGUCUCUCCGCCAAGUCGGAAUACGUCAGCUAUGGAUAUCGAUGGUGAUCAACCGCUCGUCGGACGGUGUAUGAGCCUCGAGAAACAGUACUUCCGGCUGACUUCCGCGCCGGAUCCCGCUAAUGUUCGGCCUCUCCACAUCCUUGAAAAGACUCUGGAACUACUAAAGAAGAAAUGGCGAGACGAACAAAACUACUCGUACAUCUGCGACCAGUUCAAGUCGCUGCGACAAGACCUAACAGUACAGCAUAUCAAGACCGAUUUUACAGUGACUGUUUACGAGAUCCAUGCCAGGAUAGCUCUGGAAAAGUGUGAUCUGGGUGAGUACAAUCAAUGCCAGUCCCAGCUGGCCACGCUCUACUCGGAGGGCUUUUCGGGACACGAAGAAGAGUUCAAGGCGUAUCGUAUCCUCUACCUUCUACACACAUGCAACCGUGCCGACAUGAACGAGGUGCUGGCAAUCCUAACCCCUACAGACAAACAACAUCCGUCAAUCAAGCACGCCUUGGAGGUCCGAUCAGCGCUCGCCGCGGGAAAUUUCCACAGGUUCUACAGACUCUACUUGGACGCCCCAAGCAUGGGCGGUUACUUGAUGGAUUCCUUCGUGGCCCGCGAACGGAUGGCGGCGCUUGCGUGCAUUUGCAAAGCUUACCGUCCGGACAUUGAUAUUAGAUUUCUGACCGAAGAGCUUGGAUUCGAAAGCGACACAGAGUGCGUCCAGUUCCUCUGCGACCAUGGAACUUCCGAUCUUAUAGAACAGAAGUCGGGAGACAAGGGGGUCCCCACGUCCAUUCGGUUCCAGACUACGAAGGCGUACCCCAUCUUCGAGGAGGCCAAGAAGCGCGCUUUCAAGAAGGUCGACAUUAAGGGACAGAUGUAG
Molecule: messenger RNA, 1512 nt
Organism: Tricharina praecox
Lineage: Eukaryota; Fungi; Ascomycota; Pezizomycetes; Pezizales; Pyronemataceae
Product: SAC3/GANP/Nin1/mts3/eIF-3 p25 family-domain-containing protein
Exons: 6
Coding region: 1-1512 (503 amino acids)
Cellular component (GO): nucleus
Source: RefSeq, a predicted model, not a curated record